Messenger RNA from Dromaius novaehollandiae (emu), 20404 nucleotides. It is a transcript of the gene PSPC1, whose product is annotated as paraspeckle component 1. Gene Ontology annotation, molecular function: RNA binding. Gene Ontology annotation, cellular component: nucleus. The transcript has 12 exons. The record is from RefSeq and is a predicted model, not a curated record. NCBI's taxonomy places the organism in Eukaryota, Metazoa, Chordata, Aves, Casuariiformes, Dromaiidae. Gene Ontology annotation, biological process: regulation of DNA-templated transcription. The coding region runs from base 150 to 1724 and encodes 524 amino acids.
CGGGCGGGGCUUUGCUCAGGGACGUUACAACUCGUCGAGGGUGGCUGCGGCGCCAUUUUGAAUUGGCUGCGGGUUGGAGGCGGUGGUUGCUGAGCGCGGCUCCGCGUCCCUCGAGAAAAGCAGCGAGAAAGAAGGAGCGAGGUCUGAAUAUGGCAGCGAAUAGGAACUUGAAGCAAGUGCGGAUCGAGAAUAGCUCCCCAGCGACGCCGCUGGGCAUGGUGGGGGGUGGUGGCAGCCUGAAGGGAUUGCGGGGCCUAGACACGGAGAGCGAGGCAGCGGCGGCCAUGGCGGUAGUGCCGGGCAAAGAAGCUGGUGACGAAGAGCAGGAGGUCGGGUUCACUAUCGACAUCAAGAGCUUUCUCAAGCCCGGGGAGAAGAGCUACACGCAGCGUUGCCGGCUGUUCGUGGGGAACCUGCCUACCGACAUCACCGAAGAAGACUUCAAGCGCCUCUUCGAGCGCUACGGGGAGCCCAGCGAGGUCUUCAUCAAUCGCGACCGUGGCUUUGGCUUCAUUCGCCUGGAAUCUAGGACACUGGCUGAAAUAGCAAAAGCAGAACUUGAUGGUACUAUUUUGAAGAGCAGACCACUUCGAAUUCGAUUUGCCACACAUGGAGCUGCCUUAACUGUCAAGAAUCUUUCACCUGUGGUUUCUAAUGAGCUGCUGGAACAAGCAUUCUCUCAAUUUGGCCCGGUGGAAAGAGCUGUUGUUGUAGUAGAUGAUCGUGGCAGAGCUACAGGAAAAGGUUUCGUAGAGUUUGCAGCAAAACCUCCAGCACGGAAAGCUCUAGAAAGAUGCAGUGAUGGGGCAUUCUUGCUUACAACAACACCUCGUCCUGUUGUUGUAGAACCAAUGGAGCAAUUUGAUGAUGAAGAUGGGCUCCCAGAGAAGCUAAUGCAGAAAACACAACAGUAUCACAAGGAAAGAGAACAGCCUCCACGUUUUGCUCAGCCCGGAACGUUUGAGUUUGAGUAUGCUUCACGGUGGAAGGCUCUUGAUGAAAUGGAAAAGCAACAGCGUGAGCAGGUUGACAGGAACAUUAGAGAAGCCAAAGAGAAACUAGAGGCAGAAAUGGAAGCAGCUAGACACGAGCAUCAGCUUAUGCUGAUGAGGCAAGAUCUCAUGCGGCGCCAAGAAGAAUUGAGGCGUUUGGAAGAGCUUCGGAAUCAAGAACUUCAAAAACGCAAACAGAUACAACUGAGACAUGAAGAAGAGCACCGACGUCGCGAAGAAGAGAUGCUACGCCAGAGGGAACAGGAGGAAUUAAGACGACAGCAGGAGGGAGGAUUUAAGCCGAAUUUCAUGGACAAUAGAGAACAGGAAAUGAGAAUGGGUGAUAUGGGUCCUCGUGGAGCAAUAAACAUGGGAGAUGCGUUUAGCCCAGCACCUGCUGGUAACCAAGGCCCUCCUCCAAUGAUGGGUAUGAAUAUGAACAACAGAGGAACUUUACCUGGCCCUGCAAUGGGUCCUGGUCCUUCCAUGGGGCCGGAAGGAGCUGCAAAUAUGGGAACACCAAUGAUGCCAGAUAAUGGAGCAGUGCAUAAUGAGAGAUUCCCUCAAGGAGGUCCAUCACAGAUGGGUUCACCUCUGGUUAGUAGAACGGGCUCUGAAACUCCUCAGCCGCCAAUGAGUGGUGUAGGUGCCGUGAGUGGUGGACCUGGUGGCUUUGGUAGAGGAAACCCAGGGGGCAACUUUGAAGGACCUAACAAGCGUCGCAGAUAUUAAAACUUAUUUCAUUCCUUACUGUUUAGAAAUUCCAGUAAAAAUAUAUGGUGGUAUGCCUUUAUAAUUUUAGCUGUUAUCUGGAAACGGUUUUAUUGUUAUUGUAGUCUUUAAAACAGUUUCUUUUGUAAAACCUUUUUGUAUUCAGUCAUAGGCUUUGUAGCAUAGAGCAGAAAUGAUGCAGAUCAUUAUGUAAGGCAAUGUGUUUGUGACUCUAGCAAAAUAUAAUGUGUGACUAUGCUGUAAAACAUGCAGUUAUCUGAUUACAAUAAAAUAUAAAAAUCACUUGAAAGGAUUUUGGAAAUGUUAUUACUAAUACUGGGCUUAGAAUAAUUUUAUGCUGAAUUGUAAAUGGUAUCAUUUUCAUUCUUAAUAUGUAGUUUCUACUAUGUGUCAAGAAAAUUCCAUUCUUAAUAGCCAAUCUGUUCAGCUAGAACUGCAUGUUGCAGUACAUAUUAUGAACAAUUUACAUUGCAACUUCUUACAUUUGCUUUGACUUUCGAAGAGCGUCGGAUUUCAUACAAAGUGCUCUUUUAAGGGUACUGUGUCCCUGUAUCUCAAUCUUCCUUUGCAAAUUUAGUCACAAGAGGCUUGUAAGCAGAGUACAUCCAGUAUUCAAAUUACUUGAAAAUUUAACUUUGGAAAAAACUUUGGAAAUGGAAUCUGUAUGUAUGUUUUAUUCAUAACUGAGUGAAUGGAUUUAAGUAAACUAUAUACAAUAUACUUCUACAGAAGAAAAAUCUAUCGUGACGUCAGUGUGUUCUACUGAUCGUUAAGGUAUCCUGCCAUUGCAAGGGAGGAAAUAUUUAUGCUAGCUGGUUUUAAAGCCUUCAACUGUGUAAUGCAUUACCAUAAGUAUAUAUUUUCCCCAUGCCUGGCUUGAGUAGAAACAAGUCUGUUAUCAGUGGUUAAUUGCUCAGUUUAAAGGCAAAUGUGUGUUUUCCAGUUAAAAUAAUUGUUUGCUUCUAAUAGAGUAUUAAUGUGCAUUUAGAACGAAAUGAGCAUAAGUAUUCUUGAUAAAUGGUUUGUAGAAUGAUAAAUUUGAAAACACCCAUUUCUAGUAAUGUAACUCAGGCUAGAUUUGCUGAUUGAGUAAUGUGAUAAAACUAAUCAUAAAGCUCUUAGGAAGCUGCUUAUGGUUCAAAUUUUGUCAAUGAUGGAAGAUGAUGGAAAAGGCCUUAUUAGUUCUAAUCCUCUAAUGGCGAGAAAGUAAGCAUAUUAUUAGUUACUAUUGCUUUUUUUCUUGCACAAACGAGUUUCAGAAUAUUAGUUUUUUGUUUCUUGUCACUUCACUCACAUUUUCACAAACAAAUUAUUAAAAUUUCUCAGCAUGAGUUGUGAUACUAAACUGAUUCAAAACUGAUUUGAUACAACAAUGUAUCCUGAUUGUAUCAGAACAAUAUGUAUAUAGCUUAAAGCAUGUGAUGCAAACUGCAGAGUGUGUAUGUGUUUUUAAUAUACAUCUGUGAUGGUCUUGUUGAAUUUAAUUAUGAGGAAUGGGUAACAGGAAAAAUAGAGGCAUUGCUGGCGUUUUGGAAGUGCAGUAUUUGAAGUGUCGGUGUUGUAUGGCUUAAGAUAGUGACAGAUUGUUUUGAUAGAGUUACUAUAUGUGUAGGUCCUCAACUAUUUUUUCCUAGACUCUUAACUUUCAAUGCUACUGGUUUUUUGCUCAAUGGUCUGAGAUAGAUGUCACAUUUUAUAGUUUGUAAUGUAAUAGUGGCUUAAAGUCUGAAGUACUGGUUACCCUACAUGAUAUUUGUAACAUGUUACAGUACUCAUUCUUCUAAGAAAGCCGCAACUGGUUUCACUGAGCAUGCCAUCUCUAAAACUUAAGAGGUGCUUUUUCAUUAAGAGCACAGGUUUGCACAUAGCUACUACUUAAGCUCUCUGAUUUGGUGUUACGCUCUCAGUUGUAGAAUACAGUUUACAUCAGUAUGAGUUAGUGUCUAAAUAUAAGGUUUUUUUGUUGUUGUUCCAUCUUUUCAGGCCUUGUUUUGAUCAUGGCAUUUUCAUUGGGGUUGAGGAAGGUAGAACUGUUGUGGUUUAUAUGGUAGUUAUAUACUGUAAAGCUCUAAGGGGAACAUGUUUAAAAAAUGUAAUUUGAAUUAGAUUCAAGAGGUCUGGGUUUUUUGUGGGUUAUUGAGGUUUCUUUGCUCCAAAGGAGAACACUUGUUCAGGCCUUUGUAUUUUUUCUGGGUAUGUACCUGGUUCUCAUCUCUGUAGUAUCUGAAUGUUUCAGAAGUUGCUUAAACAUACCAUAUCUGUGAAAAAUAGUUCAUUCUUUCCUUGCCAGACUCAUGUUAUUUUAAGUGCAUGUUUUUUGUACUGCAUUUUUUCUAGCAAGUAGAGGUUUUUAUUUUUUUGAAGGUUAUUGUAGAGUUUAACAUUACAGUGAUUUUCAUUCAGCAGUCUCUCUGAAAGUCUUCAACUUGGAUAGUUCUGCUGAUGCUAGCAGUGGAUUUGUCUUCUGUCAUUAUUACAGAACGUUAUCUGAUUUUUUUUAUUUUAAGUGCAUGUUUUUUGUACUGCAUUUUUUUCUAGCAAGUAGAGGUUUUUAUUUUUUUGAAGGUUAUUGUAGAGUUUAACAUUACAGUGAUUUUCAUUCAGCAGUCUCUCUGAAAGUCUUCAACUUGGAUAGUUCUGCUGAUGCUAGCAGUGGAUUUGUCUUCUGUCAUUAUUACAGAACGUUAUCUGAUCUUUUUUAAUUACCCAUGAACAAAGCCAUUAAGUCCUUAAAAAAGCCAAGUACUGAUGAAAUGCUUUAAAGCUCUGAUAAAGAAUUUCUUUCGUUGCUGGUAACAGGCUGCCAAAUUCUGGUCAUAAUAAAAGUUUUACGGCUGCCUGGUCGUGUUUAUAUUUGUAUAUAGCUCAGUAGUAAGGCAGAGUUAUGUUUUCCUGUUUAUGGGAGUAACUGACACUAGGUAUAUAGUAAAUGUAUAAUAUUGUUAAGAAAGAAAUGGUCCUAAUUUAUUUCUUUAAAAUGAUAAGUAAACGUGGCCAAACUUUUUUUGCUUGGAGAUACUGCUCACAUGCUGGUAAUGAUUUACCUUUCUUAUUCCUCAUCUGCUGCACUGUCCAUUCAUCAUUUUUCUUCUGUGUGCAUGUGUACUUAAGUUGUGCACUCUCUCACCAUUCUGGCUGACUAGGAAGCACAGUGAGGUCCUGACUUAUUUCCUUCAUGCUGUUGUAAUGCAAAUAAUAGUAAUAGCAAAAGAUGAGAAAUUGGUAACUAUGAUGUGAUUACUUUUUGGUUGUACUUACUGAGAUGUUACGAUAUUCCUGAAAUAUCUGGGCAAAAUGCUUGGUUUUCAUGUGAGACACUGUCUUAGUACUUCCGGAUUGUAAAGUUUUAAUGUUCCACUUAAAAAGUAGAACAUGUCUGUACUUUUUAUUUUUAUAGAAACAAAAUACACAGACUAAUUCAUUCUGGAGUCAUGAAAAUCAAUCUCUGCACUAGUCUAUCAGCCUGUGGUCCAUGAGCUCUUGGUGGUCACUGUGAAAGCAGAAGGUAGCUGCCAAAAUCUAAAAUAAAAAUACAUGUAUUCAUGUUUAAGUAAACGGUGGGAAAUAAAUAAAUGUUCAGAGCAGUCUCUAUAUAGUCAGGUAAAGGACAAGACUAUGCAAAUGGAUUUAUGGAUUUUUCUUCUCCAAAUGUUAUGUGGACCAUCAAUUUAAAAUCUUUGAGAAACAGUUUCAUAAUACUGCUUAGAAAAGUUAUUAUUAAGUCUAUACUCUUUUUUUUUGAUAAAAGUCUUUUAUUGUUGAGACAGAAGGGAAGCAGUAGGAGCACUUGAAAUACUGUAAACAUUGUUACUGUAUUACAGUGCUGUUUUCCAAAUGGUCCGGGGUCAAGCGUGCAUAACUGCAUUUGCAUUUAUCAUGUCAGUUAUUUAAGGGGGAGCUAUCUGGCACUUAAACACAAACCAUCUUUGUUACGAGUUCAUGUCUGUGUAGCAGCUUCUGUCCAGUGUCCUAAUCAGAGAAAGAACAUUGAUAACUCGCUGGUGAUCCAGGCACACUAAGGUGUAUUCAUUUUCUAAGACGAAUACUUGAAAGAUAUUACAGAUUUUUUAAAAAGAAAAUUCCUGAUCUUAAGAUGUUUUAUUGUCCGUAUUUCUGUUUUAGACCGAAAUCCAGUUGGACCUAACGAUACAAUAAAUUGGAGAACAAAUGUUUCAACCUCCUUUUAUUAGAACAAAGUGAUGAAACAGAAAAUGGAAAAAAAAUGAAUUAAAGGAGUUUUAAUUUUAAUCAUAAUGCAAUAGGAUUUCAUAAUAUGCGUUCUUUGACAAUAUAAUUUAGAUCAGAAUUCUACUCAUUUUAAAAAGCUAUACAAACUUUUAAAAUAUAUUUUACACUUUCAAUCCUAGAUUUUUUGGCAGUUAAAAAUAGGAUCAUUUGCAACUACAGAUUCUUCUAAUAAGUUUAUUACAAGAAUAUGUCAACUUCUAUGAUGUACUGCUUGUUAAACAGUUAUAUAUUGCCUGGAGAUAACUCUGCUGAAAUAACUAAUCUAAAUGAAGAUUCUCAGGUUAAAAAAAGAAAACACACACACACAACCCUCCCGUCCCCCCUUAAGCUUCUCAAAGGCAGAAUAUGCUUUGGGGUUGAAGGUUCAGCAAAUGAGUUUUGUGCUCUGAUGGCACAAGGCUCUUUUUACUUAAGCAUAUUGUAGAAAGCAAUUUUUUUGUCAUGCAUCUUAAUUCAGUGCAUAUACAAUUUCUUUGUAUAGCAAAUUAGAAGAAAAUUCUUCCCUUCUCAGUUAAGUUGAAAUAAAAUGUAAAUUGGUGAAAUAAAAUUAUGAACUAUUUUAAAGCAGGAGAGGCCAGGUGGUGGCUGAUGGGGUCAGUUUAGGUUGGACCACAAAUAUAGAGUGACUCUCAGUCCCAUUCCAGAAAUUUGGAAUGGUGCAUAUAUCCAUAGGUAGUUCUGCACAGUCUGCAUCCGGCAUGUCUAGUUAGCUUGUGCUUGGGCCAGCACUGUGGGACUUGAGAUAUCCAGCAGACUUUUCAGAUGCUAUUUAAUUGCGUUCUCGAGUGCCCUGAAUUUAUUAAUUUGGGCACCGUGCUGUGUAAACAUGUAGCGGCAUCUUGGAAUUCGGUGCAUUGCUUGGGCUCUUAGCUCUUUGAGGGUUGUUGACCUGCUGGAAAGCAGCUCUACAGAGAAGGACCUGGGAGUGCUGGUGGGCGUUAAGUUCCCCCUCUCCUCAGCCCUGGUGAGGCCGCAUCUGCAGUACUGUGUCCAGUGUUGGGCUCCCCAGUAUGAGAGAGACAUGGCACUACCAGAGAGAGUCCAGCCUAGGGGCUAUGAAGAUGAUUAAGGGACUGGAGCAUCUCCCCUAUGAGGAAAGGCUGAGAGAGCUGGGCCUGUUCAGCCUGGAGAAGAGAAGACAGAGGAGAUCUUAUCAAAGUAUACAAAUACCUUAAGGGAAGGUGUAAAGAGGAUGGAGCCAGACUCAUGUUCAGUGGUGCCCAGAGACAGGGCAAGAAGCAGCGGGCACAAACUGAAACACAGGAAGUUUCAUCUGAAUAUGAGGAAAAACUUCUCUACUGUGAGGGUGACAGAGCACUGGAACAGGUUGCCCAGACUGGUUGCAGAGUCUCCUCCUCUGGAGGUAUUCAAAACCCGCAUGGACGCGAUCCUGGGCAGCGUGCUCUAGGUGACCCUGUUUGAGCAGGGGCUCGGACUAGAUGAUUUCCAGAGGUCCCUUCUAACCUCAACAACUCUGUGAUUCUGUAACAUUCCCUCCUAUUAAAACUUACUGAUCCUUGAACAUACUAGUUGCUGCAGAGACAGUGGCCUGUGGAAAAUACAGGGGUUGGACAGUACUCUUUCGGAUUAUUGGCUAUUCCAUAGUAUCUUAGUGGCAACUUGGGACUUCAUCUUAUAAGUAUUUGUUUUCGUUGAAAUCUAUUUGAUGAACUAUGAGGGCUUAAUAAACAAAAAAAAGGAUUGGGUAAAAGAACCUGCAAUAUUUUGCAGGUACUUCUUUUUCUUUGUCUAAAACUUGUGUUUUAGUGGAGGUGAAAUAAACUGAAUAUUGAAUUUUCUCAAAAACAGUACUUCUGAAAGAAGCCCUUAUGUGUUCACUUUCAGUGGGAUAGAUCUAAUAGGUCUUUUCCAUCUUAAACUUCCUUAAGCUACAAUGAAAAUUAAUAUGAUUGAAAUUUGGAGGUAUUCACAUUACAUAACUUCAGCCUGACUUCUGAAGUCAGACAGAUAAGUUAGAUGUCUAUUUUAGUAAACAGGAAGAGGCAGGUUUCUUCAGAAAAGCAGCGUAGAAGAGGUAUUGUUUUUUUCUAGUUGAAUGAACUAUUCGGAGUUUAAGUUUAGACAUAAAUACAACCUCCUUCCAGGUAAAAAUAGCUUUAAAAUGACUUUCACAGAAUGAUUCUGUUUUUACAUCCAGUCAUAUUAAAAGAAAAAAAUCCUUGUGGAUGUGGAUAAACUUGCUGAUUUUGUAUAGUUCCUCAAAUUGGGAACAAAAUGCUGUUCAUAGGAGGUAUGAAAUUCAAAAGGAGUUUAAUUGUGUUACUGCGUACACACGAGUUGAUGUGUUUUUUUACUUCGUUUUGGUACAUAGCUUGUCUAGAGCUUGAAUUGUUCCUAGUUUUAUUAGUGGUUUUUAUCUAUUUUUUGUAGAGCAACAUAUAGCUGUAUAAGUUGUUUGAAUUUACAUGCUUGCUUAUUGUAUUUGGAACAUCAGUUCUUGACUUGAAAGAAGUGCAGUGAGAAUAAAGAUACAGUUCUUGCCUUUAAUUCCUAAGUAAAAAAUAUUGCACAGAACCUUGAACCAGUAAUAAGCAUCCUGUGUGUAAACUGAAAAAAGUGGGAGGAAAAAAAUAAAGUAACAUAAUAAAAAUGGGAGAAUUGUGGUUUAAUUUUAUAUCUACACCACAUGUACAAAAGUAACUUGAAAGGCUGUCAUUAUGAAAACCCCUGAAACAACUAAUUUUAAUGGAAGAUAGAAAUACCAGUUACAUUAAUGUCUUGAAUUUUUAUAAACUUCAGGUUUAGCAUUGUGCAGAUUAUCAAAGAAUAUCCAAAUAACCAACUGAAUAACUGAAAUGGGUUAAUUAUCUGAAGAUAAUUUAAACAUUCACAGGGGGUGGGGGGAAAUUGUAGUUGGAUAAUUUUCUUCUGUGUGCUUCUUAAAUUGUUAUGUAGGACUUAAUUUUUGUGGCUGAAUACAGCAGUUGUAUACAGCAUGCACAUCGUGUUUUCGUAAGUACGAAAUACCUGAUUUUAAGGUUGUUUGCUUCUUGUCCAGCCUUUGUAGACUUAAAAGCUUGCUUACAAAAUUAUACAUAUGUAUCGCAGCCAAAGAAGUGGCAAACAGAAGAUUAUAAGAAUAAAUAUAACAGUGAGAAGUUCUUUUUUUCCUUUUUUUUCCUUCCCCCACUGGACAGGGUUAGGGUAUUUUCAUGAACCUGUUUUUGUCUUAAUUUCACUGUAAACAACUUUCUGUUUUUAAUUAUGUGAUAGGGAAAGUGGUUUUAUUCUCAGUAAAUAGUUCAGAGAACUAAAGAAAAAAAGUUUUUCUGUUCUAAAUAGCCAUAUAUACUUAACCAAGGUGGAAGAGGAAGUGUAAUAAAUCUCUAAAAUCAUGUAAAAAUAGCCAGGAAUAUUUGUUAUAAAUCUUUCCGUAGGUGACUGCUCUUGCGGUUUUGGACAUUUUAAUGUGCUUCUGUGAUUUUGUUUAGUUCCCUGAUGGUUACCGUAGUUAUUUGAUUAUGUAGAUACAGCAUUUAAUUAAAAAAAAAUACUUCUCUCUGGCUGAAAUAACCCAUUUACAAUUUUUAAGUAUUGGCUGUUAAACAAGGUUAUUGCUGAUGCUGUGAUUAUAGACACCUGAUAGUUGAAACUGAUCUUCUGAAUAUUUUUGUCAAGUAUCAUUCAUGUUGGUACUAUCUUUUCCUGAUUAUUUGCUAUAAAAGAAUUUAUUCUGCAGUACUGUUGCUAAGCUUUAAAUAUUUUUAUGUAGUGUAAAAUUGGAAAAAAAAGAAAACUGUAAACCUGCUACUGCAGUACUGUAGAAUGCAGUCUCAGUGAAAUGCAGGCUGAAAGUUGCUUAUAGAUGUUUUAAAUAUUUGUAUGCUUGUAGGAAAUCCUGAAAAAUUUGAAAUCUGAAAAAUCUAAAUAUCAUUUAGGUAGCAUAGCUUAAUCUGUGUGUGUGUAUAUUAAAAAUAAUAUUUCAAUACAUACAUUGCUGCAGAUAGGGAUGAUCCUUCCUUUUGCCCUCCUUGCUGCUGUUCCUGCUGCCUGCCUGCUUUGUGCCACCCAUGCGUCUCCGUGCCCCUGCAAGGAGCAGGGUCAGAGAAACCCACUGAGAAUUACACACCCUGCUCGUUGCAGCGUGGAGGGAAUGAACAGCAAGGGGUGGGCAGUAGAGCAAGACUCUCAGUAACUAUGCGGUAUAGGCCAAUUUGUGCUGUAUCUACAUGCUAUGAAGACAACAUAAUCUUAGGUGGGUUCUCAGUAAAUGAGCUUAAAUGCCUUCUCAAUCUGAAUAGCACAGUUAUAUUUUACAUUUAGUGGUACUUGGCUAAGAUGGCAAGAAUUUGAAGUAACAGUUAACUUACUGCUAAAAUGCUUUACCAUAUUGUAUGUAAGCUUGAUCCAUCUCUUCACUUUCUGCAGUUUUUUAGAAGGCGAUAUAUAAGCCAGUAAUAUGUGGAAAAUAGUGUUCUUCACAACUUCUCCAGGAAAGAUGAUAUGCACAGUUGCUUUAGAGAAGCAAGUGUUUACUUCAUAUUUUUUCUUUGAAGAAAACACAUAAACUCCAGUUACAAAGAUGGGAAAUAGUGUGUCUUGAAAAAUGCUAACAUUCUUCACUGAUACAAUAGCACUGCAUUGUUCCUUGUAUUACUGUAAGCACUUAAAGGACGGAGCAUGUGAAAGGUAAGGUGAAGCUCCAGUUUUAAACAACUUUGGAUCAAAAAUCUUUUCCAGAAGGCACAGAAAGAAAACAGUGUAAUAACAAGGCGGUAGUUUAUCUUCUGUUUUGUUUCAUUGUGGGGCAUCAGGCUUCUAGAACUUCUGGCAUUGUGUGAGUAGCUGUUCCACAUGUGAAAAUUUCAGAACCAGAGCUCUGCCAAAUAAUGCAAAUAAAGUUUCUGACUAAGUGUGUGGAGAACGCAAUUAUCACAUUUCAGAAACUGAACUUUCAGAGUUUUGAAAUUAUAAAAUAAUUGUGAUAUAUUGAAUUACUGGUUUGUAAGUGAAAAUUAUGUCAACUUGCUUGGCGUUAAGGGUUGGCUAUGCUUUUAGAACUACUGUGGUAUAUUUGUCAAUUGAUUGUUGCCAUGUUAUCCUUUGCUUAGCUUUUGUAAUGUCACUUAACUCAAUGCAUGUUUCUCCCGUUAAUUCUUGAAUCCACAGUUGUGUAUAUCUCAUGGUUUAUUCAUCCUCACUUUUGAGUGCAAAUGUCUGUCUAUAGAAGGGAGAUACUAGAACACAUAUCUAUUAUGUAAUUAUCAAAUUUGGGAGUCUCUUUAUUGCUAAGCUUGUUCCAUUUUGUGUUCACUGUGCAUGUUUUGUGCAAAAGGUGCUUUUGCUACCACUUACAGGGAGAAGAAGUAUCAAGUCAUUAAAAUGGGUUAAUUAGGAAAGUAAACUGAAGUCCUGAACACACCUUAUACUGUUUCUAAAAUGACCAUGGCUCAGUAGAAUGAAGUCACUUGAUAUAUCUUUCUGCAUGAUUACAUCUAGAUUUUAUUCCACUUACGGGCCAUUUCAGUAUUAAUGUUAAUAUUUUUUUCUCAGUUAAAUCUUGAUAGGGUUCUGUUUUUAAUACUUACAAGCAUCACAAACAUGUAUAAGACAGUAAAUUAAUAAAAGUCAUUUGAAGAUACUUGCUCUGAAUGAUACUAAGUCUCCAAAUUGUAUUAAACGUAACUUCAUUGUUUUUAAAGUGAAAGGUAAAUUUUAUUGAGUGGGAGUAAGGCAAUCCACUGUGUUUAAACGAAGUUUCUGUGCAGAAUUUGUGGAGGAAUGUUGCUCUUGUUUGAGUUGCAUUGUGUUGAUGGGCAUGUAGUUUACUCUUUAAAUUGGGAAAAUUGUGUAAAAUUGUUCAUUCUGAAGACUUAAAAGUACCAUUUUCUUAAUUUUACCCAGCUAUUAGACCUAAUUCAUUAUGUCAACAUCCUAACAGUGGGAUUGGUUAGAUUAGGCACAUGUGCUUUAUUGCGGAUAGUGCUGUACAGCAAGAAUAUAUGAAAUGGGACAAUGGAAGUGGUGGCGGUUACUGAAGGCUGAUACUAUGUUUUGCUUUUAAGCCCAGUUGGAUAAAAACUGAUCUUAGUUUAGCAUUAUUCCUAUUGCUUUUGAAAUGAACUCUUUCCUGUGUCUUUUUCUUCUUACAGUUACCCAUAAAUCUGAAUUUCCUAGGCGUCUGAUACUUUUGAGGAAAUAAACACUAAUUUUAAAACUCUGCCCACAACCCUGGUACUAUAUUUGCACUUGUACUUUAUUGCUGUAAUAGUUGCAGAAGUAUUCACAAGUUUGAAAGUCUUGUAUUUUUAGAUUUUGGGGGGGAGGGAAGGGAUUAUUUAUUUCUAUAUUGCUUACUACUUGAGGCCUCAGAUGGGAAAAACGGGUGUUUCAGAAACUUAAUACUGUUGUAAAAAAAACUUUCCUAAUUGUUUAAAAAUCAUGUAUCUUCAAAACCACCCAGUGUCAAGGAAGCUGAAUGGUGUAUCUUUCAAGAAAGUGGGAAGACUUUUUUUUUUCUUUUUCUUUUUUAAACAGAGAUUUAAAUAUUUCUGAAGUAUUAGAGCUCUAAAUACUUCACUGGACUGCUAUGGAGUAUGUGGAAUCCUAACCUCUAGUUAGUAUUAUGGUGAAAAUUUGGCAUUUUCUCCCUUUCCCCAAAACUUUAGAAGAAGUAGUAUGAGGAAGUAAUGUGAUGCUCUGACUGAAGUAUUGGGCUGAGUCUUGCAUCUUUGAAGACUGUCACUGACCUGCUGUGGUAUCCUGAUCCAUUCCCUUUAGAAUUUCAUUUCCUAUUCUGUAUUCAGGCUUUUCUCUUUAUUGUAAAUGGCUUUAAUGUUUCCUGAUGAUAUGAGUUGUGUAAAACUUCAUUCAGAGGGUUGUAAUACUAAACUUGACAGAAAUAGACUAGAGGAAAGAGAAGAUGUCAGAUGCACAGUAAACACGGUUCUUCAUCUGAUUCUGCAAGUCAUCACGUCUCCCUAUGUGUAUUUUGUUAGCAUAUAAAUGUCGUGUAUGUUUUAAUGUGAUGUGAAGUUAAAAAGAGGAUUUUCAGCACUUUGUGCUGAGGAAAAAGCCUUAUGUCAGUUCUGGUUUAAUUUCAUUUUAAAGUUUCUCAGUAGUGCAAAUAAAUACACAAGAAUUAAGUGACUGAAUACACUAGAAUUUAGAUAAGUGCCCUUCCUUGACUCAUAGGCAUGUGGAGAUACUAAUAUGGAAAAAUAAAAGUAAAGGUUCCAUUCCUGGAUUUACGGAUGGGGGAUACUAAUGUGGAAAAGCAUGAAGGUUUGACCUCAUUUUUCAGUUUCUCUAACUCUUUUUCACCUAAAAUUGUGGAAGCUAGCAUUAGAACUAAAAACCCCAAAUAUGACUCUUGAUAAGUGUUAUCUAAAAUUCUUGACUAUUGUUUCAGAGCUCUGCUAAAAAUGAGACUAAUUUAAUGUAAAUAUGUAAAUAAAAUACAUGCUUUAAUGGACAAAAGUAAGUCUGAAAGCCUAUGUUUCAUUAAGGUAUGGAGAACAAGAAUAGUGACAAAGUGGAGUUGGCUAGAUUACUCAUUUUUAAAGUUUUGUCUACAUAAGCUAAAAAGAACAGAGAUGGAAAUCUAUGGAUGACAUGCAAGCAAAUGCUGAGAAAACUACUGGAAGGAAAAAAAAAAAAAAGAAAAGAAGUUCAAACAUGUAUAAUUUAAUUCAGUUCUUUUACUUCUUCCAACAGAGAAGUUGUAUGUUCAGUCACAAGUUCACAGAGCUGCUGUUCAAAAACAAAUGCUGCACAACCCUGUCUUGCUCUAAUUGCAGGAAUAUUUUGUCUUUGCAGCAGUAGCCCUGAUAGUGAAAAACAACAAGGAUAGAACUGUCAGGAUUUACAUUUAUGAAGAACGUUAUUCUCUUCCCAAAGUGAUAAAUCUAAGUAAUGAAUAGUUCAACAGUCAGCACGUGAGGUAGCUUGUCUGUUGAUUGGAUAUGUAUACAGCUAUAAUUUUUCCAGUUCUUUUAAUUAGGUAAUGCCUUUGGUUAUUUCAGGAGUUGCUUUUCCAGCCUCAAUUGCGAUAGUCAUUUUUCAAGGGUAGUUCUUAAAGUUUUCCUUAUCUCCUCCUCUGCUUAGUGAAUUUCAGUCACACAAUGGCAGCUACUGUAAUUUGUGGGGUGGGGAUGGUAUAGGUAUGGAGUGCUUAAAUUGGCUUUUGCUAAUGUCAGCUACAGGCUGCUUGGCUUACAUCCUUGUUCAAUCACUGCAUUGCACUUCCAAGUGUUACCUUUCAUGAAUUAUGAAUGUGAUGUUCUCAAGGUGCUGAUGUGAGCAAGCUUGAACAGGAACUUAGGACUAUUAUAUCCAAAUUUUGAAAAAAUAUAAAGCCAUUACACUUGUACUAUCAACAACACAAAUUCCUUUGAUAUUUCAAAAUGUUGUACUGCAGAAAAUGAGUAUGUUGGAUGGCUGCUUUGGUCUCUGAGUCACUGAUUUUCUAAUGAAGCAGCUGUCCCAGUUCUGCCUUUGUCUCCAGGUGCUCAAGUUGAGCUUUAAACUCUUUGGCUGUUUGCAUUUGUUUUAGUUUACAUGGUGUGGUGUGAACCAGAAUCAUUCAAGCUUAUGGAUAAAUAUGCUCUGUGAGAGCACACUUUGCAGUCAGAUGCUGACCAAAUGCAGUGUUUUGUACAGUUCAGAAUCAAGAGAAAUUGGCCGAAAUAGGUUUUAAAUACCAUCGAAGUACAAUGAAGAGGAAGCAGGAACAAGGCUGAGGAGCAGGGUAGGAGAGCUAACUGUAAGCUCUUUGAUGCUGCUCUAUUAAAAAUAGUGGAAGAAUCUGGUAACAGGUAAAUGUUCUUUCUACCUUUCAAAGAAAUUGAUAGACAGUACACAGAACUUUGGAUUUGAAAUGUGGACUUCAUCUGAGAGACAUGGAGCUUCUUUUCAAGACAUAGUAAAGGAUGUUUGUCUGUAACAUGUUAGAAUGGAUUUUUUUUCCUCUUGUACAUCGGAAGUUACAAACAGGUAACUAUGAAGCACCAGCUUUUGUAUUUUAGUCUGUUCAUAAGCAUUUUCUCAUUAAUGUUAUUUACAAAUUUGAAUAUGUGAGCAUUUUAAGUAUGGGCUUGCAUCUUAAUCUGAAUGAAUCCCGUGUAUGAUUAAAAGUAAUGCUAACAGUCAAUCUGUCUGAUAUUCAGAAUACCUUAAUCUUGAAGAUGAUGCCAACUGAUCUGACCUAGGUAUCUUCCAUAUGUAAGGUGACGACAAAAGGAAUUUCCCUGUUUCUUACCAUGUGGUCUUAGCCUAAGCCUGUGCAAAAGUGGUUUCGUUAUUGAAGGCCUUUGUAGUUUGCUUUCAAAUGAAUGAAGUUUUAGCUAAAGUAGAGUGUCUUUUAGGAAAUAAAAAAAGGUUAAUUUUAAUAGUAGUCCUAAAACACACUGACAUACCCAGCAGUUCAGUCUGUUAUCCAAACUUGUAAAUAUUGCUAAUAUCUUGGUUUUCUUCAGUCCUCUUUAUUACACACUAGUAGGUACUUCCUUAGUUCUAGUUACGUGAGAGCCCGGGCUUUUUUGUUUGUUUGUUUGAUAUUCUAUUCAUAUUUUAUUUGUUUGAUAUUUCAAACUAUUUCACAUUGGGUAGGAACAAUGACUUUUUAUCCUGUAAGAAGUUGUCCCUCCCUAUUUAAAUUAAAAUGAGAUAAGAAAGAUGGUAACAAGGAAGUUGAGAUAAAUCUUAGUGGAGCGUCAGUAAUAUGUUCAAUUGUACAAGGACAAAGACAUGUCUGAGUCCCAGCUUGCCAGAUGGUGAAUCUUGCAUGAUAGUAGGAAGUUGAGAAUCUCUGCUCUAGUAUUAGAUAGUCGAAUUCACAGAAUAUUCUGCCUUAAAAAUGUAUCACAGGUUCCUUGGUGUUACUAUACACGACUUUUUCCCAGGUCUGAAUAGUAAUCUGCUUAGACUAGGCAAGUGCAGGCUUUGUUUACUGUGAAGACUUGAUAUGUCAUAUUGAAACACAUAGGUAGGUUAAAGUAAAAGUUUUCAUGAGAAAUGUUACCUUUAUUCAACGUUGUCUUGUGUUUUUUUUGUAAACAGGUCUUAUUUCAAUGGACCAAUACAGGAUAGAGCAUUUGCAGGAUACACUGCAAAUUAUUAAUGCUGUGUUUUCAUCUUUAUUGUGAAAUACAGGUUCCAUUUCCUGUCUCUUUCCAGUCCAAUGCAAGAUCCUGUUUUCUCUACCAAAUAUAGUUUUAUUACAAUAGAUGCUAUUUAUUACAAUACAAGUAGCUGUUUUGUAUUUGUCAUGGUGAAGCAGUCAGAAAUUAAAAAGUCAGUAUUCCCCCAGUAGAAUUGAGCACAGGAAAGAAAUUAUUUAAUUGUGAAAAAGUAAUUAUCAAAUCUAAAUAAAACUUUAACUUUCUUGAUCUGUAUGAAUUAAGGUAACAAGCUAUUACGUGGUUAGCUACUGAAUGCUUCCUUACCAAGAAAGUUGCAUAUAGUUCCAUAUUGCUAUACAUUAUGUUUUCAGGUGAAGCAUUUCAAAGAUGAAAGUUCUUUGAGUGAAACUUAAGUUGUUGAUCUUUAUGUAGACCACAGGCUGCCCUUCCCUUUCCCCCAGCACAAUCAUAUGGCUUAAGAAGUUUUAGCCCCACAAAGAUUUUUCAAUUCAGCUGUCAUUAUUUUGGAAGAGGAAGUUAGGACACUGGCCUUACUUGGCACCUGCUUCAAAAAUGACAGGUAAGGAAUCUUACAGGAGGGAAUGGGGAGCAUUGCAUAAAGUUGUAUAAAGCAGCAUUGCUAAUGCUUAUUUCAGAAGUAAAUGCUCUGUACAUCAGUUUUACAAUUCCUUAGUAAUACAGCUUUUAUGAACUAAAAGAGAAAGUUGGGUUAUGCACAAUCCAGGAAGCUUCCCUUGAAACUAGAAUGUCUUCUCCCAUUUUUUUGGAAGCUCAAAAUAUCCUCAAACUAGUGAGGUAAUCGCAUCUCAACUAUAUACAAGUAUUCUAUAUUACAAAGCCUGUGGUGAUUUUCAGUGGUGUUAAAAAAUGUAAAAUCUGUGAAAACCAUCUCUUAGGCUUUGCCUACACUCAUCUUUUGCUUCUUUAAAAACAUUUUUAAAAAAAUAUUUCUAAAUCAAAAUUGAUAAUAAAAUAUGCAUGCAUAUUUAAAUGUCUCUAAAUUUUUCCUAGUGGUUCUCUCAUCUCAGAUUGCAUAGUUGUAAACUUGUUUGCACAGUGCAUAGCACAGUAAUAUCCUGCCUUUUGGCUCUGUGUUAGUACUAGAGUAAUACAGAUAAUACUUGGAUUUGUCCUAGUAGUGUUGGUUUAACUACAUGUAGUUUUCAGCAGACUGUUAAAUUUGUUCCAAGUUCUCUGUGUGUAAACAAGCUGUAAAUAUCUGUGAUUAGAUGAACUCAUGCAAAGUUUCUAGAAAGUGACUUAAAAACAAGCUUAUGAAAUGUUAGCUGUAAUUUUAAUGCUGAGUGAUACAAUGGUUUUAGAUCCUUUUGAUCUGUCAAUUUUCUUAAUUUUUUUUUUUUUUUUGUUAACUGGUUAAGUCCCAUGUACUUGUCACUGUUUCUAGGUGAAAGAGAUGGUGAGGGUUAGGUGUUUUCCCUUGCCCCUUCGGCAAUUUUUACUUCAUAGCUGUUCGUGAUAAGGUAAAAUACCAUAAAAUGCUCAUGAACUUAGCAACUAUGUAAAAAGAUGUGUGACUUCUGAAUGGAGAAAACUGUACUAUUACUUUAGUCUCAGCAUGAACAUAGUCAUUGAAUGUGGAAACCUGGACAUGAGAAGGAACCCUCUGCUGUAUUAAUGCCAACAGAUACAGAAUGGAUAAUUAUGAAAAUCAUUUGCUUAUUAGCUAGCUAUUCUGACCGAUUUCUCAGCUUGAUGCAGGGGUGUUAGUGAAUAUAGAGAAUGGGCCACUAAUCCAAAAUGUGUGAUUGCUGUUCUGUUUCAUGUAGGAGUAUUUUAAUGAAUAUUUAUGGCUGCAACCUCGUAAUUGACAAAAUUUCAUGAAAAUUUAAUAAUGUGUAACGUAAUAAACAAUUUCAUUCUAUUGUGGAAUAGAAGUCUGGGUGAUAGUUAACUUAUUUCCCUUCUGUUAAUCAAAUCCAAAGCUCUUUGAAAUCAUAGGGAGUCCUUAAUUUCCGCUAAAAAAUUGAGCUUCCUUUCCUAUUAAAUGUAUGGUAUUAUAUCUAAGAAAGUAAUGACUCCCCCAUCUACUUUCAUGAAAUUUGCAGUGUACUUAAAAAUUUCAGUGUCUUCAAAUUUAUGCCUUAAGCUGCACACACAGGUGAAAUCUCUGCAGUUUCUGUUUAAAGUUUAGUUUCAAACAUAUGCAUCAUCCCCCAAAUACUUAAGAAAUAAUUCAACUUCUGUAUGAGUUUUGUAUUACAGGCAAAAUAGAAGAAAUGUGUCCCUUGAACAUAAUACUGUCACUGGUACUCGUUUAUUGUCUAGUCAGUACUAACUGCCCCUAUUUCUUAUUUUUGGAAAUCUGAUUCCAGAAGAGGAAUAUUAGUAUGUUCACAUUCCUCAUUCUGUGUAAGGUGCUAACUUUGGAUAUGUUACAGCUUGUAAAUUGAAAAUCAUGCAACAGAUGUAAAAAAUUUUUAGUCGUCUUCUAGAUGAAGGAAAAUGAAUGCCUUGUUGGCUUAGUUAAAGUAGCACUUGUCCUUUGUUUCUAGGAACUUAAUUAGGCUUUGUGAGCCUAAUUUUGGUAGUGUUUAUUUUUUCCUCAAGUGUUUGCAAGUACAUGUCCUUAAGGAAAAUUUUCAGAACAUAGGAUUGGAAAAGAGUAUGUUGGAGUUUGUCUCCUGCAAUCACUGGCAGCCAUGCAAUGAUGUCCAGUUGAUACUUGAUCUUUUAAUCUCUGAUUUUAUUGUUGCUAAUAUACCUUUUUGGCUUCAGCAGGGUCUGCUUGUGAAUAAGGUGAGCAAGGUUCAACCAGACUUGAGUCUAAGAAAGCUAAGAAAAAUGAAGAGGAAAAAAUUGUUUGACUAUUUAAAAAUGUUUAGUACUGUAUCUUCUGUUAGUACUUUGGCAGCCAACGUUGUUAUCUUACCUUUUAAUAGGAAGUCCUGAACAAAUGCAAAUAGGAGCACAGCUCUGCAGAUCAUCUGUCUCGGGGGUUCCUUUUGCUAACCCCUGGUAAAUGACCAGAAGGGAUUGUGUGUUAUCCUGAGAACAACUCGGAACUGGAGUUCGUCCUUUCUGUGUGACGGAUAGUGGGCAUGCUACUCACAAAAUGAUACAUAUUCCUGCUGAUGCAAAAUGUCAUGGUCUCCUUCAGUGGAAGUCAAAAUUUACCUAUGCUGCUGUUCAGUGUCACUAGGUUACUAUUACAGUAUUAAAAUGCACAUGAAGAUGGGCUUGUGCGGAAUCCUUCUGCUGCCUUAUGACUAUAUAAGGGCAAGAUUUGAAACCAAGUUUUAGUAUAAGGUUUUAAAGAAAGCUACUGGUGGCUGUACAGCCUUGAAAAUGGAAGAUAACUUUCUGCUGCACCAUGAUUGUGUGCAAAAUUCUGCUCUUCAAGUCAGCAUUAAAAGGAUCAUCUGUGUUUCAGUAGUCCUGCAGACCUGAGCAAAUAGGGCCAACGAAUUCUUUUCGUAAAAUGAUGAGAGUAAUCAUCAGCAUGGAGACUUAUCAAUACCAAUCUGUUUACCACCUUUUCUUCCCCCACCAACCACUGCAGAUUGGAAAAGAAGCACUGGAAAAAUCUGAUGACAUUGAAGACACCUCUUCCUCUCUGAGGAGGAGACAGGUUAUAUCUUCUCCAAUAAAGAAGGUGAUAUCCAGCGUUAAGCAAGUUAAGCAUUUUAUAAUAAAACUGAUGUGAGAGAACUUUGAUGCAUAACUUAGCUUUUGACUCCUUUUACAAUCUAGACUGUACUAGGAGGUAGAUUUCGUUUUCAGGUCUCCAGUACUGGUUUUGGGAAAUGGCAUUGAUAGAAGGAUUUAAAUUUGCAGAUACUACAAUUGGAAUCAAGGUAAAUGAUGCAUUAAAAUACUGUUUUUAGAUUAAAUGAUUGUUUUUGGAUUAAUAAACACUAGUGGAGGUAAAUGAGUAAGAAAAUAUUUUAAAGCACUAAUACGUAACAAAAUAAGGGAAAAUACAGUACUACUUACAUUUAAAAAAAAACAGUAGUCUGGAUUUUGUUUAGGCUACAGCAUCAAGUUUAAAAUAGAACAGUAAUAGUAGUUACCUAGUAAAAAUUGUGUGAGGUAGCAACAGUUUAAAAGAACUGUGAGAAAAUGUUAACUGGGAGAUUAAAGCUGCAGUGAGAUUUCAUGAUCUAUGAAGUUAAGUUUCAUACUUGCAAGUUAUGAUAAAAAUGAUACCUGCUGUCUUAAUGGGGCCUAAGAUGAACAAUAAAAACAAUGAAAUGAACAAUGAAAAAUGAAAAUUAAUUUUGGUGCAUUAGAUUUUAACAUUGCACUGUAACAUCACCAGUGUAACAAUUUUUCAGGGUUUCUGUUUUUAAUAAAACUAUUUCAAAUUAA